Mercurialis annua (annual mercury) is the source of this 3042-nucleotide messenger RNA. Its product is annotated as G-type lectin S-receptor-like serine/threonine-protein kinase At1g61370. Gene Ontology annotation, molecular function: ATP binding; protein serine/threonine kinase activity. Bases 402 to 2903 code for a protein of 833 amino acids. The record is from RefSeq and is a predicted model, not a curated record. The transcript is spliced from 8 exons. Lineage: Eukaryota; Viridiplantae; Streptophyta; Magnoliopsida; Malpighiales; Euphorbiaceae. Gene Ontology annotation, biological process: recognition of pollen; protein phosphorylation.
ACUCACAGUAGAACAAUGGCGGAAGGGAGAAAUUCCAGGCAUUCAAGUUCCUCCCAAUUUUAUUCUUCUGGUGAUUAUACUGUGAAUGCUAUAACAUCAGGAUAUCAAGAGUAGCAUCAUUACAUGGCAGCUAGCUGCUCUCAGAUUGGUUGAUUGCUUUAAUUCCUAGUAUCAACAACUCUCCAAUUUGAUUGGGUCUAUCUACUGGUAAGGAUCAUCCUUAGCUACUGUUGAAGAGACAAUAAUCUGUCACUGCUUGUAUCUUAGUUUACUUUCAGUCCACGCUUUUUUUUAUUAAAGAAGACCCUGAUUUUGAUAUGGUUGACGUAGCAGAUACAUAUUCUGCUAUCUUCAUUAUUUCUUGACAUCAUCUUGAUCUUGUUGUUUAUAUUUUAUAUAUCAUGCCAUUUAAGUUGUGGCUCUUUUUAUUCAAUUUUUUCUUCUCAUUUGCUUAUUGUUCUGUAAUCUACAACGUAACUUCGUCGAGAGCAGUAACUCCAGCACAAACUCUUAGCUCUCCGGACCAUAUUUUCGAGUUGGGAUUUUUUACUCCUAACAAUUCUCGUAAUCAUUAUGUGGGAAUUUGGUACAAGGAAGUUACUCCCCAGACUGUUAUGUGGGUGGCUAACAGAGAGAAGCCUGUUACAAGUUCUUCGAGAAGUCUAACCAUAGGCAGAGAUGGGAAUUUGAUGCUUUUGGAUGGGCAGCAGAAUGUUGUCUGGUCUACUAACGUAUCUGGUUCGUCAAACAGUUCAAUUGCCGUGCUUUCAGAUGACGGGAAGUUGAUUUUGAGGGAUGGUGUUACAGGUUCAACUCUAUGGGAUAACUCCAAGAAUCCAACAAAUAUACUCUUGCCGGGCACAUGGUUGGCCUUCAAUGACACAAGUGGUGAGAGACUUAUUGUUAAUUCCUGGAAAACGGAAAAUGAUCCUUCUCCAGGGGACUUUACUGCAGGUUUAUCGCUGGAGACACCGUCGCAGGCUUUUGUCUGGAAAGGGUCGAAACCUCAUUGGAGAAGUGGCCCAUGGGAUAAGGCUAAGUUUAUUGGCAUACCUGAAAUGGAUGCUGAUUAUCAAAGUGGACUAACACUCAUUGAUGGUCUUCAGCCAGGAACUGCUUAUCUUGAUGUUAGCGUACUCCGAAACUGUAGUUACUCGAUGUUUACGGUCUCAUCAAUAGGAGUUUUAAGGUUUUUGUGUUGGGUUCCAGUCAGGGGCUGGUAUGCUAGAUGGGAGGCACCUGUUACUCCAUGUGAAGUCUAUGGAGCAUGUGGACCUUUUGGGGUUUGUAAAAGAUAUGACCCAAAUCUAACUUGUAGUUGCUUGAAAGGGUUCGUGCCAAAAUCAGAUGAAGAAUGGAAGAGAGGAAACUGGACAGGAGGGUGCGUAAGGCGAACGGAAUUAAAUUGUGGAAGAAACACAAGUGCCGGUAAUGCUACUACUGAAGGAGGAAAACCAGAUGGUUUCUUGAAGUUUAGCGGCUUAAAAGUUCCUAAUUCUGCCGAGUUUUUGAAGGUUUGGGAUGCAAAUGAAUGCAAUCAGCAGUGCUUGAAUAUCUGUUCUUGUUCAGGUUAUGCAUAUGUAAAUGCAAUAGGAUGUUUGGUUUGGAAAGGAAAUCUUGUGGAUAUGCAUGAGUUACCGUUCGAUGGACAAGAUAUUUUUUUUCGUGUUGCUAAUGCGGAACUGAAAGGUGAUAAUAAGAAGGGAAAAGAAAAACUCAUAAUCAGCCUAGUCAUUGUUUCAUCUGUUGCUGUCAUCAUUUCCAUGAUCUAUGGCUUUGUGAAGUGGAGAUCCAACCAAAAUAUUAAGAAAAAUGCUGCUGUUGCCACUUCAAGAGACACGUCACAGCCAUUUAUGUGGAGGAACCCUUCAGAAGAUCAAGAUAAAGAUCCAGUAGAAUUGCCUUUAUUUGACUUCAAUAGUAUUUUAGUUGCGACCAGCAACUUCGACGAACAAAACAAACUCGGGCAAGGAGGAUAUGGUCCAGUUUAUAAGGGAAAGCUGCAAGAUGGGAAGGACGUGGCGAUUAAAAGACUUUCGACUAACUCUGGACAAGGAACGGAAGAGUUCAAGAAUGAAGCGAUGUUAAUAUCCAAACUCCAACAUAGAAAUCUUGUCAGACUCAUAGGUUGCUGCGUUGAACGACAAGAGAGGAUACUAAUUUACGAGUUCAUGUCCAACAAAAGCUUGGACACCUAUCUCUUUGAUCCCGCAAAAAAGGCAGAGCUUGAUUGGAACAAACGGUUCAAUAUUAUAACUGGAGUUGCUAGAGGGCUUCUUUAUCUCCACCGCGAUUCUUGUUUGAGGGUCAUACAUAGAGAUUUGAAGGUCAGUAACAUUCUUUUGGACGAGAAGAUGAGCCCUAAAAUAUCGGAUUUUGGAUUGGCACGAAUGUUUGAAGGCACACAAGUUCUUGGAAGCACUCACAAGGUUGUCGGAACAUUGGGAUAUAUGGCUCCAGAAUAUCUGUUAGGCGGCAUAUAUUCAGAGAAAUCCGACGUAUUUGGCUUCGGAGUCUUGAUUUUAGAAAUUGUCUGCGGCAGGAAGGUUAAUAGCUUCCAGUUUGAUGAACAACACAUGAGCCUUCUAGCCCGCGCAUGGCAAUCAUGGGACGAAAGCAAGGGCUUAGACAUGAUAGAUGAAGCAGUGGUAGAUUCAUAUUCGACAGCGGAAGUAAGUAGAUGUGUAAAUGUUGGUCUAGUUUGUGUGCAGGAUCAUGCUGCAGAUAGGCCAAACAUGGCGGCUGUAGUUACUAUGUUAAGUGGCGAAAAAACCAAUCUUCCUCAACCUAAACAACCUACAUUUACGUUUCAGAAUGUGUCGACGAGCAGCAAUUUUCAGUCACAAAGUAACUCUACAUGGUCCGUCAAUAAUGUCACUGAAUCAAUUAUUGAACCGCGAUAAGCGGGUUUUUGGUAUCUAAAAUAUGUAGUUCUUAUUAGAAGGAAUGUAACAUGUCAAAUUUAUAUCCAUUAUGUGCCGAGUAUUGCACUUCUGUAAUCUGUACAUCACCACAGAUCUUAAAUGGAAAUUUAAUUACUCA